Molecule: messenger RNA, 654 nt
Organism: Boeremia exigua
Lineage: Eukaryota; Fungi; Ascomycota; Dothideomycetes; Pleosporales; Didymellaceae
Exons: 1
Coding region: 1-654 (217 amino acids)
Source: RefSeq, a predicted model, not a curated record
AUGGAGACACCGCCUGCAGCUGAGCCAACGGACUGCGGCGAGUCCGGCAACUUCACGCUGACUUUUGACGACACGACAGUCGGGCCCAGCGAAAGCAAUCUGCUAGCGGUCAAUGAACUGACAAACCCCUACCACCACCUCUUCUACGCAAAUGGAUACACAUACGUGCCCGACAAAUGGGAACCAUAUCCUGCCGUCUCACAACCCAACAUCGCAAUGUUCCUACCGCUCACCGGGCGUCUCCUACCUAACACGCCCUUUGCAGGGACCCUCCUCCCCGGUGAGCUCGGAGCCGGGCCCCGCGCCUCAGUGACAGCAUACUGGUUCAACGCGUACUCGGGCUACUUUGGCUGCGCCCUCAGCGGCCUCACGCCGUGUACGCUACGCAUCUCGGGGUACCGGUACGACGCGGGGCUGCAAGAAGAGGUGCUUGUUGCGGAGCAGAAUGCGUCACUGCCGGCGUGCUGGGGCUACGUCGACUGCCGCCUCACGCAGGUCGUCUUCACCGAGGCGUUCCGCGCGCUCUCGGGGAUCCAGUUCAAUGCGUAUACGCACGGUCUGGGGAUUCCGCAGGUGCACAUGAUGGACGAUCUGAGAAUGGAGUGGUGGAAUGGGUCGUGUGCGGCGGGGAUUUGGCGGAUUGGACAUUUGUAG